AUGUCACCUUAUCGUAGUACUAACUAUAACCUUCAGAGGGAUCUUGGUAAUGAAUGUCACCUUCACAGUGAUCUAAGUAGUGGCUGUCACCUUCAAAGAGAUCGUAGUACUAACUAUAACCUUCAGAGGGAUCUUGGUAAUGAAUGUCACCUUCACAGAGAUCUAAGUAGUGGCUGUCACCUUCAAAGAGAUCUUAGUACUAACUAUAACCUUCAGAGGGAUCUUGGUAGUGACUGUCACCUUCACAGAGAUAUAAGUAGUGACUGUCACCUUCACAGAGAUCUUAGUACUAACUAUAACCUUCAGAGGGAGCUUGGUAAUGAAUGUCACCUUCACAGAGAUCUAAGUAGGGAAUGUCACCUUCAAAGAGAUCUUAGUACUAACUAUAACCUUCAGAGGGAGCUUGGUAAUGAAUGUCACCUUCACAGAGAUCUUAGUAGUGACUGUCACCUUCACAGAGAUCUUAGUAGUGACUGUAACCUUCAAAGAGAUCUUAGUACUAACUAUAACCUUCAGAGGGAGCUUGGUAAUGAAUGUCACCUUCACAGAGAUCUAAGUAGGGAAUGUCACCUUCAAAGAGAUCUUAGUACUAACUAUAACCUUCAGAGGGAGCUUUGUAAUGAAUGUCACCUUCACAGAGAUCUUAGUAGUGACUGUCACCUUCACAGAGAUCUUAGUAGUGACUGUAACCUUCAAAGAGAUCUUAGUACUAACUAUAACCUUCAGAGGGAGCUUGGUAAUGAAUGUCACCUUCACAGAGAUAUAAGUAGGGAAUGUCACCUUCAAAGAGAUCUUAGUACUAACUAUAACCUUCAGAGGGAGCUUGCAAUAGCUGAUUAA
This is a messenger RNA of Pecten maximus, 840 nucleotides long. RefSeq lists its product as uncharacterized. NCBI's taxonomy places the organism in Eukaryota, Metazoa, Mollusca, Bivalvia, Pectinida, Pectinidae. Bases 1 to 840 code for a protein of 279 amino acids. The transcript is spliced from 2 exons. The record is from RefSeq and is a predicted model, not a curated record.